This is a messenger RNA of Dentiscutata heterogama, 525 nucleotides long. The record is from the annotation of a GenBank genome assembly. Lineage: Eukaryota; Fungi; Glomeromycota; Glomeromycetes; Diversisporales; Gigasporaceae.
AGCGAGCCUCAAGAUAUCAGCUCUGAAUGGGAAUGCCGAAUGUCCCGUUCCCGUAAGAUGGUUUAUUAUUAUAACCGCGCUACUAAAGAAAGUACCUGGGAACUUCCCGCUGGAGUUGAUCCUAACACUAUUAAAGGUUAUGAAGAGAAAGUAGAACGAGCACAAGCUGUUGAUCCUUCAAGUGGUACAGAACAAAUUAGAGCUAGCCACUUGUUGGUCAAAUAUGAAGGAAGUAGACGUCCUAGUUCUUGGAAAGAGCCGACAAUAAAACGUACGAAAGAAGAGGCGCUUGAAUUAAUUAAAAUCUAUCAAACUAGAAUCAAAUCUGGAGAAAUCACUCUUGAUGAACUUGCUAGUACAGAAUCUGAUUGUUCAAGUGCUAAACGUAAUGGUGAUCUAGGAUUUUUUAGUCGAGGACAAAUGCAACCUGCUUUUGAAGAAGCCGCAUUUAGCCUUAAAGUUGGAGAAUUGAGUGAACCAGUUUGGAGUGAUAGCGGUGUUCAUUUGAUCUUAAGAACAAGUUAA